AUGAACGUAAAUGUGAGCAAAAUCGCGCUCUUUUGUAUUCAGCCUUUGAUUUUCGUCGUUGCCGUAAUCUCGGUAGCUUUCAACAUUGUGAGGAGGUUCUUCAAAGGUGGGCAGUUUACCGAGCAAGUCUCUGGAGAAGGACUCGUGGCAGUAGUAACCGGUGCAAACACUGGCAUCGGUUUAGAAACUGUACGAGGAUUGAGCGCAGCCAGAGUGAAGGUGUAUAUGCUCUGCCGGGAUACCCAGAAAGGUGUCGAAGCGAGAACCAAAUUGGCUCAGAUGGGCUGCGAUUCGACCAAACUCGUCCUCUUACGAUGUGACCUGGCAGAUUUCAGUACUGUUCGAGAAUGCGCUGAAAGCAUUUUAAGAGAUGAAGAAAAAAUAGACAUACUCGUAAAUAAUGCUGGUAUAAUGUUCUAUCCGAAAUAUGAGAGAACAGUUGACGGUCACGAAGUGACAUGGCAAAGCAAUCAUCUUGGUCAUGUGCUCUUGACAGAGUUGCUGCUGCCAGCCCUUAAAAGAGCUUCGAGUGCAAGAAUUAUAUUCGUCUCAUCACGUCUGCACCAUCUAUGCCGUUCCUUGGAUCUCGCGACUGUCGACGAUAAGGAGGCAUUUGGUUUACUCAGCCCUUAUACACACAGCAAACUAGCUAAGGUGAUGUACGCACGUGAGCUGAGCAAACGUCUCCAUAAGCAAGGUAUCCACAAUGUUUUUGUAAACUCUCUUCAUCCUGGUGUAGUGGACAGCAGCCUAUGCAGACACACAAUUCUGGCCAAGACACCAUUCCAGGAGCUUAUCGCUCCAAUUCGGUGGCUCUGUAUGAAAAGUGAUCGUGAUGGUGCACAAACAUCCCUCUAUCUCGCUCUCAGCAAGAAUGUUGAUGGCAUCAGUGGAAAAUAUUUCAUGGACUGCAAGAUAGCUAGAGAGAACCCUCUCGCCUUGAAUGAUCGAGCUUGUGAAGAAGUCUAUGACUACAGCUUACAGCAGUGUGGUAUUGCUGCUUAG
Cylicocyclus nassatus is the source of this 1005-nucleotide messenger RNA. The record is from the annotation of a GenBank genome assembly. NCBI's taxonomy places the organism in Eukaryota, Metazoa, Nematoda, Chromadorea, Rhabditida, Strongylidae.